Gymnodraco acuticeps is the source of this 1506-nucleotide messenger RNA. RefSeq names its product zinc finger MYM-type protein 1-like. NCBI's taxonomy places the organism in Eukaryota, Metazoa, Chordata, Actinopteri, Perciformes, Bathydraconidae. The transcript has 3 exons. The record is from RefSeq and is a predicted model, not a curated record. The coding region runs from base 10 to 1506 and encodes 498 amino acids.
UACAACUGGAUGACCGGAUCAACCAGGGAACAAAAGCUGUACUGCUGGGAUUGCUUGCUUUUUGGAGCGGACAGUGGGUCAUGGGCCAGAGAUGGAUAUUCUGAUUUAGGAAGUUUAUCCAAAUCAGCACAUCGCCAUCAGAAUGCUUCAGGUCACCUCAGAGCUACUAUUCGGCUUAAAACAUUUGGGGACACCAGGAUAGAGCUCCAGCUGGAUGAGCAACAACGCCGGGGUGUCAUCCUUCAUAAUGAAAAGGUGAAGAGGAACCGAGGAAUUUUGAAACGCCUGAUAAAUUGUGUGGUGUACUUGGGCAAGCAGGAGUUGCCGUUCCGAGGUCACGAUGAGAGUGUAACUUCAUCAAACAAGGGGAAUUACAUAGAGUUGCUGGAUUUAGUGGCAGAAUAUGACAGCGACCUGCACACACACCUCGCCACAUCAACAGUAUUUACCGGCACAUCUUCAAGGAUUCAGAAUGACCUGAUCAGCGCUGUCGCUAGUGUAAUGACGGAUAGCAUGAAAGAGGAGCUGAGGAAGGCACCUUUUGUUGCGGUCAUGUUGGAUGAAACGACAGACAUUAGCAACGUGGCGCAGAUGUCAUAUGUGCUUCGAUAUGUCACUGACGAUGGGAUAAAAGAGCGUUUCUUCAAGUACGAAGAUGUGACAGAGGACAAACGAGCAGAGGCCAUAGCUACACGGCUGCUGGAGUUCCUGAGGGAGAGUGGCUGUAUUGACAAAGUGGUCGCGCAGUGCUACGAUGGAGCAGCUGUUAUGGCCUCUGGAUUGAAUGGGGUGCAAGCGAAAGUUAAGGAAACAAUUCCACAGGCCCUUUUCAUUCACUGCUAUGCUCACAUCUUAAAUCUCGUCUUGUCAAAGGGAGCUUCCAAGAUAAGAGAGUGUAAGGUCUUCUUCUCCCACCUCUCUGGCUUGGCCACCUUUUUCAGCCGCUCAGCAAAGCGCACCAAGCUACUGGAUGAUAUUUGCCAGCAUAGGCUUCCACGGGCAGCUCCUACUCGCUGGUGCUUUCAUUCUCGCUUGGUGUGCACAGUGGCAGAGAAGACCAGGGAAUUGAGAGAGGUGUUCGAGCACAUCGUAGACCAUCACACAGAGUUUGAUGACGAAACUGUUCAUUGCUCUGAUGGAUACAUCACCCUCCUUACCAGCUUCGAUUUCAGCUUUUGGUUGAAAACCUUCCACGCUAUCUUCUCCUACUCGGAUGUUGUUUUUGAAAUACUUCAGAACAAAGGUUUUGAUAUGCAGUUCUGCCUGGCCAGAGUGGAUCAGCUACAGCGACAAAUUGAACAGGAGAAGGGGAACUUUGACAGCGUCUACGAUGAACCCAGGCUUUGGUUGGUCCUCCGCGCGGCCGUGGAGCUCAAGGAGACGUUCGUGCACGCAUUCAUCAAGGACUGUCCUGACACCACAGGCUUACUGAUGCAUCGAUCUCCAACCUUACUUUGGCCUGUGGUGGUUCUGUCUUUAUGGAGGGUCCUCAGUACAGACAGCUAG